GUGAACUCGUGAGUUGCGCAACAGACGCGAGGUCAGCAGGCUUUUUGGCGCCAAACUGGGUGAAAGGCGCUGUACAUCCCGAUUCUAAAACAAUUGCCUAUCAAAAUUAUGCCGCCAAGGAAAGCAGCAAAACGAGCAUCUCAGGCUCCUGUGAAAGAUCACCAGGAAGCAAAGAAGCUCAAGAAGAAAGAAGAUUUGGUCGUCGCACCUAAUUUACGACAAUCAAAAACAGGCGGUGUGUUGCUGGUAUUUGGACAAGGCGAUGUAGGCCAACUUGGGCUGGGCGAAGAUGUUGUUGAGAAAACACGUCCAGCAAUUAUCCCUGGGUAUCAAGAUAUCAUAGCUGUGGCUGCUGGUGGUAUGCACAAUGUCUGCCUGAGGAAAACUGGAGAAGUGAUAACAUUUGGAUGUAAUGACGAAGGGGCAUUGGGACGUGACACGUCUAAAGUCCCUGAAUCGAACCCAGGUCUUGUUACAUUGCCUGAUAAAGUUAUACAAGUAACUGCUGGUGACUCUCACAGCGCUGCAUUAUUGGAAAAUGGACAAGUUUUUGCAUGGGGUUCCUUCAGGGAUUCUCAUGGCAACAUGGGACUGACUUUAAAUGGAAACGAGCGGUUUCCAAUAGAGCUAUUGCCAGAUGUAAAGAUAGUUAAAAUAGCAUCAGGUGCAGAUCAUCUAGUUCUGCUUAAUGAAAAUGGAUUCGUAUAUACGUGUGGAUGUGCAGAACAAGGACAGCUAGGACGGGUAGCUUCCAGAGCAGCUAGCAGACAUACUCGCCACGGCAUGAGUCCCCUGUUAACCCCGGGUUUAGUGGAAUUUAAAAUUACUAAGAAACUAAGAUUUGAUGAUAUUUGGGCGGGCACCUAUUGUACAUUCGUUAAGGCGUAUCACACGCAAGAAGUGUACGUGUUUGGAUUAAAUAAUUAUCAUCAAAUCGGAUUAUCGGAUCCUCUGCCUCGCUUUCAUCCACAAAUCUCAGAAACAUUCAGCGGAAAUAACUGGAGGCAUAUUAGUAGUGGCCAACAUCAUACUAUCGCUUUAGAUGAUGCUGGUAAAGUAUACGUGAUGGGUCGUAAGGAAUACGGCCGUCUAGGGCUUGGAUCUAAUUGUUCAGAUGCAGAGAAAUUAACACCAGUUCCUAGUUUAAGUUCCUUUAAAUGUAUCGAUGUCGCGGCUGGCAGUGCGCAAUCCUUCGCUGUUACAGAGUCAGGUAAAUUAUUUACUUUA
This is a messenger RNA of Ceratina calcarata, 1227 nucleotides long. RefSeq names its product Regulator of chromosome condensation 1 (gene Rcc1). The transcript has 5 exons. NCBI's taxonomy places the organism in Eukaryota, Metazoa, Arthropoda, Insecta, Hymenoptera, Apidae. Gene Ontology annotation, molecular function: guanyl-nucleotide exchange factor activity. The record is from RefSeq and is a predicted model, not a curated record. The annotation marks the transcript as partial. Gene Ontology annotation, cellular component: cytoplasm.